This is a messenger RNA of Oncorhynchus nerka (sockeye salmon), 1518 nucleotides long. RefSeq names its product annexin A14 (gene anxa14). Gene Ontology annotation, cellular component: vesicle; cytoplasm; plasma membrane. The record is from RefSeq and is a predicted model, not a curated record. The transcript has 13 exons. Bases 120 to 1067 code for a protein of 315 amino acids. NCBI's taxonomy places the organism in Eukaryota, Metazoa, Chordata, Actinopteri, Salmoniformes, Salmonidae. Gene Ontology annotation, molecular function: calcium channel activity; calcium-dependent phospholipid binding; phospholipase A2 inhibitor activity.
CUCAUUUCACUCUGCUCCAGGAACAGAGUACAGACAAUAUCCUAGGCACAAGGUGGACACAGUAAGGAAGAGAGAGUGGAACUUUCCAAGUUCCUCACCAAACCAGGUGAAAUUCAGACAUGGACAUGGAGUACUUGCCAUCCUACGAGAUGUCCUGGGGUACCUUGGGUACUGUAAGGCCCUUCCUUAACUUCCAUGCUAAGAAAGAUGCUCUGAACAUUCAGACUGCUCUGCAACAGAAAGAUGCACCUACUCUGAUAAAAAUCCUGACCAACCGCAGCAAUGCUCAAAGACAAAUCAUCGCUCAGAUCUUCAAAACCAUCACCGAGAAGGAGCUGUCCUCUGGGCUGAAGAAGGCCCUGUCUGGGGAGUUGGAGAAUUUGCUGUUGGCCUUGCUGAUGACCCCACUGCAGUUUGAGGCCUAUCGUCUGAGACAAUCCAUGGAGGGCAUUGGCACAGAUGAGGAGGGUUUGCUAGAGAUUCUGUGCACCAGGUCACCCAAGGCGCUUGCCAACAUCACCUCCACCUACAAGGAGCAGUAUAAUAAGGAUCUGGAGACGGACCUGAAGGGUGAGACCAGUGGGGACUUUGCCAAACUCGUCCUGGCCUUACUCAAGAAGAAAAAGGUAGUAGGAAUGGUGCAAAGAGACACAGAGGCUCUCGCUGAAGCUAUCAAUCAGGCGAAGGCAGAUCCUGGACCAUGGAUCACCAUUCUGACUACCAGAGACUCUGAACAUCUUAACAAAGUGUUCGUCAAUUUGGAGAGUGAGAAGCAAGAGACAGUGGAUAAAGCAAUAGAGAAAGCAUUCAGUGGAGAUGUGAGACUUGGGCUGAAAACAUUGGUGCGUUGCAUACAGAGCCCAAACCUCUACCUGGCUCAGAGACUGGAGACCAUGAAGGCAGCCAUAGUCCAGGGGGUGAUGGUGUCCCACAGUGAGGAGGAUCUGCUGUGUGUGAGAGUGGCUUAUCUCAGAAAGACGGGCACCUCACUCUAUACAGCCCUACAGAAACAAUUCAAAGGUGAUCACCUACAAGCACUGCUGGCUAUCUGUCGAUCUGAAGACUAAAGGAAUGAGUUUUGUGUACAAUUUCACAUUAGCUCAGCCUACACAUUACUAUUCACAUUUGUGUAUUUACAGUAGACAGAUGUAGGAUCUUAAUUUGAGCCAGUUUGCUACAGCAGGAAAACAAUCCUGCAUCAACUGGAAAUGUAAAUUGUUAUGUGGAUUAUAAUUAAUACCAAAUAUUGUAGCGGUUGAUACAUUUUCUUAAGGAAAAAUCAAGUCUGAAAUCAAGUGAAAAUUACAAACUUCAGAAGUCUUUUUAAACAUUACAUUCCCAAAUUAAGAUCCUACAUCUGUAUUGCUCUAUGUCUCAUUCCUGCACGAAAAUCUAACUUUGUCCUAUUGCUAAUGCUCAUAAUGCCUAUUGUUACAGUAAAGUCACACCUUCAAGUGUACUUUAAUUUGAAGUGUACUUCCAUACAUACUUUUAUGAAAAUAAAAAUUGGAUUACAAU